Penicillium canariense is the source of this 1179-nucleotide messenger RNA. RefSeq lists its product as uncharacterized. The transcript has 2 exons. The record is from RefSeq and is a predicted model, not a curated record. The coding region runs from base 1 to 1179 and encodes 392 amino acids. Lineage: Eukaryota; Fungi; Ascomycota; Eurotiomycetes; Eurotiales; Aspergillaceae.
AUGGAUGAUCCAGAUCCUUACGGAGUGAAAGCGUUGGAGGCCGAGGGCAUGUUCAUUCGGGAGGCCGGCUCGAAGGUGAGGCCAAGUCAUGAUGCUUUUGAAUUCCGGCCCAACCCGAGCAGCCCGGUGUAUGCGACGUUCUCCCGACGCAGCCUUGACAGCUCGCCGCGGAACAGCUGGCGGGCCAGCGGGCAGAGCUACGCGAGCGUCGAUCGUGGCACACAAACAAAUGACGCGCCGCUAACUGCGCUCACAUCAGUAAGCCGCGCUUCCUCCCAGAGCACGAAUGGAUCCGCCGGUGGGUCUACUCCGAACACGUGGGAGGAGGAGGAUGGAUCUCGCUGGGACACGGUGCCGAUCCAUGGUGGAGAGGGGAAGGUGGAGGGUAUCAAAGAAGAGGGGGAGGAAGAGGAGAAUGCCAAGGAUCGGAAUGGACAUGCCAAAGCGGAGAGGAACCCUGCUAUUGAAUCCGACGACGACAUUGAAGUGCACGAGGUUAUCACCAACGCGACUCCGACGAAACAGGAAAGCCCGGAGGACCAGGCAGAUGCGGCCGACUCACGGCGCCUCCGCGAUUCAACUUCUCCUACCGCCCUCUCACACACUAGCCGCAGCACCGAGCAAACUGACGCGGUCCCCGAGGCGAUCGAGUCUACUGACCAGCCUGCGGAGUCUGCUGGACUCCUUCCAACCGUCAAGACACUCCAGACCAACACUGCCGUCCCCGCUGUUGUGGAUGAGGUGGAUGUCAAUGAGUCGGACACCGAAGUGCCCGCUGACAAGGACGAGUUCCUCUCAGCUCGCGGUGACAACGAGGACGAUGCGGAGCCGAACACAUUGGCCGAAGACGUCUCCGUCCUGCAGGCACUGGACACCCAGACGGGUUUCAAAGAGUCAGUCGCGGAGGCUGAGGACUCGAAGGCCGACUCCAACGCAGGCAAGCAAGAAGUUAAGGGUGCCGAGGACGUGCUGAGCCAGCUGGAGGAGAAGUUCCCCUCCCCGCAGGUCGAAUCUCCUACUGAAAAGCUGGACAUCGGCCAGUCCCUCCACCAGCUGCCCUCCAGCAACAAUUUGGAAGCGCCCGAGGCCGAGGCGGAGUCAUCCGACGAUACGAUCGAAAUGCCUGCUGAGCAAAAGCUCCACACACCUGACAUCAGCCCCAAGACGCAGGAGGCAUAA